Sitodiplosis mosellana (orange wheat blossom midge) is the source of this 2913-nucleotide messenger RNA. RefSeq names its product ATP-dependent RNA helicase DDX42. Bases 236 to 2632 code for a protein of 798 amino acids. Gene Ontology annotation, molecular function: RNA helicase activity; RNA binding; ATP binding. The transcript is spliced from 7 exons. Lineage: Eukaryota; Metazoa; Arthropoda; Insecta; Diptera; Cecidomyiidae. The record is from RefSeq and is a predicted model, not a curated record.
GUCAUUUUCAAUGUAUACAUGUACUUGAAGCGUUUGUAGAAUAAAUAUGAAUUGUCAAAAUCUAAUACCUCGAAGUGUUUAUUUGUUUCAAUAAUCAAAACUAUCUAUCUAAAUUGAGAAAAGUGCUGAGAUUUUUGGCACUUUCGCCCGGAAAACAAAGUUCGAAUAAGGAAAAUUAACGACAGAACAAAGAAAUUGAUUGCCUCCUGUGCGAAGAAACACACAGUUAAGUGAAAUGAGUUACCGAAGCGGAUAUAGUGGUGGUGGACCACCGAAGAAUUCGGCAUCAAAUGCAGGCCAAAAUUCAAAAGGUUAUUCAAUGAAUGCGGUGCCGCCACCCAGCUCUUUGGGCAAUUCAAGAUUUGGAAAGUUUCAGAAAGCAGGUAAUUUAUCGUCAUCAUCGUCGUCAGGACAAACAACCACUGGACCACCGGCAGCAACUGUAUUUAGUGGUGGUCUAUCCAAACAUGGAUAUUCAACCAUGAAUUCAAUUGCACAAUUUGCCAGUUCAUCACAAUAUGCGCUCGGAAAACGUAAAUCCAAAACUGAGGACGAAUAUUUUGAUGACGAUGAGGAAGCAACACCCGAUUUGGCAUACAUUCCAGCACCAGGCAGCCCAUCAGCCAAUCAAUCGAAUAAAAGUGAGUCAGAUUCGGAUGACGAAGAUCCAUUGGACGCGUAUAUGAUGGGCAUUGAGAAACAUUUGGAAAAAGAGAAAACAAAACCACCCAGUGAAACGCAAGUAAGCAUCGUGGUCAAAGCCAACAAAGGAACACGUGGAGACAUCGAUGAUGAAGAUGAUGAAGAGAGCUAUUACCGAUACAUGGAAGAAAAUCCAAUGGCUGGCGUGGUCGAUGAUUCAUCAGACGUUGAAGUUGAGUACGAUGAAGAUGGAAAUCCGAUAGCACCACCAAGGAAGCGUGAAAUAGAUCCAUUGCCGCCGAUCGAUCACGAUGACAUUUCGUAUAAGCCGUUCGAGAAGAACUUUUACACGCCACACGACGACAUCAACAGUUUGACACGAAGUCAGGUGGAUGAGUUGAGGCAACAUUUAAAAAUUCGCGUUUCAGGCCCAGUACCACCACGACCGGUGGCUUCGUUUGCUCAUUUUGGUUUCGAUGAUAGUCUCAUAAAGGUCAUUCGCAAGUUAGAAUAUACACAGCCAACGCCAAUUCAGUCGCAAGCUGUGCCAACGGCGUUAGGUGGUCGCGAUAUAAUUGGUAUUGCAAAAACGGGAAGUGGUAAAACCGCAGCAUUCGUAUGGCCGAUGCUAGUUCACAUAAUGGAUCAACCGGAAUUACAAACCGGUGACGGUCCAAUCGCUCUCAUUUUAGCCCCAACCCGUGAACUUUCACUUCAAAUCUACAAUGAAGCGAAAAAGUUCGGCAAAGUCUACAACAUGAAUGUUGUGUGCUGCUAUGGUGGCGGUUCGAAAUGGGAACAAAGCAAAGCACUUGAACAAGGUGCCGAAAUUAUUGUAGCAACACCUGGCCGAAUGAUUGACAUGGUUAAAAUGAAAGCAACCAAUUUACAACGUGUCACAUAUUUGGUGCUCGACGAAGCUGAUAAGAUGUUGAACAUGGGAUUUGAACCACAGGUUCGAUCAAUCUGCAACCACGUGCGUCCCGACCGACAAACGCUUCUAUUCAGUGCCACAUUUAAAAAGCGAAUUGAAAAAUUGGCCCGUGAAAUCCUGACCGAUCCGGUGAAAAUCGUGCAGGGUGACGUUGGCGAGGCAAAUGAAGAUGUUACCCAAAUAAUGACGGUGUUCAAAAAUCCCGCACAAAAAUGGAAUUGGUUGCUAAGCAAAUUAGUCGACUUCCUAUCGCAGGGCAGUGUAUUGAUAUUUGUGACCAAAAAAGCGGAUGCCGAACAAGUGGCCAGCAGUUUACAAGUGCAAGAAAACGAUGUGCUACUGUUACACGGUGAUAUCGAUCAAUCGGAACGUAAUAAAGUCAUAACGAAAUUCAAGAAACGUGAAGUAGACAUUUUGGUGGCAACCGAUGUGGCGGCCCGUGGUUUGGAUAUUCCACACAUUCGAACGGUUGUCAAUUAUGAUGUUGCUCGUGACAUUGACACGCAUACACAUCGUAUCGGUCGAACAGGUCGAGCUGGUGAGAAGGGAACGGCAUACACACUGGUCACCGAGAAAGAUAAAGAAUUUGCCGGUCAUUUGGUGAGAAAUUUGGAGGGUGCCAAUCAAGAGGUACCCGAUGAUUUACUUGAGCUUGCCAUGCAAAGCUCCUGGUUUCGUAGUUCACGUUUUAAGAGUGGCAAAGCCAAAUCACUCAACUAUGCGGGCCUAGGCUACAAAGAUCGAUCCGGUGUGGGCGCAUCGAAAUCAGGUCAACCAAGUGGAAAUACAAUCACAAGCACAUCAUAUCUAUCACAAUCGUCAAGCUCUUCAAAUCAUCGGUCGUCUUCGGGACCGGCCACAAAUCGUUUUGCUGCCAUGAGAGAAGCCUUCCGCAGCCAGUACACUUCGCAGUUCCGUGCAUCAUCUGAUCGAACGUGGGAAGAGACUGUUCCUGAGAAAGGUGUAUUCGCAGCGCCGCCCAUGCCAAGUCAAAAUAAACCUUCUUCAGAUUCAGACAAUUCGAAAAAAUCGGGCAAAAGAAGCCGAUGGAACUGAAAUAACAACGAUUUGUUUACAACCCAGAAUCAAUUGAAUCCCAUAACUCUUCACAAUUUACUGAAAUUAAAUUAAUCAUGAUGUAAUCUUAAAUCUUUUCAUUUCUGUCUUUGUUGACUGACGUCUUUGAUGAAAAUAUCAGUUUUAAUGUGUCGUUUUAGCCAAACAACAUCAUUUUUCUUUCCUUUAACCUCUCCUUGAAAAACAAACAAGACAUCUAUGUACGUAACAUUUAUUUAGUUUAAAAUCUAGUAUAAAAAAAGAACAGCGAAUAUACUCAA